UCGCUUAGUUCAUUUAAGGAUAAGCAUCUUCAGAGCAGCGGUCCGAGGAGGUGAUUAGCGUCUCGUCACGCGAGCACCGGAAGGGGACCAGCCACCCGGACAGUCGGCGAGAUCUCAGAAUCUAGUGAGGCCUCUAGCGGCCUUCUCGGUUGAGGGCGGAAGCGACGACUGCGUGGUACCGGCGGCGCCAGAAGAGAACUCCUGGACCCACGUGGAAGUUGCGCCCAGGAUGCUGCGCCGCGAGGCCCGCCUUCGCCGCGAGUACCUGUAUCGCAAGGCCUGUGAGGAGGCUCGGCGAACGGCCCAGGAGAGGAAGGACAAGGUUCGGCGUGCGCUCGAGGAGAACCGCCUGAUUCCCACCGAGUUACGCAGGGAGGCUCUGGCCUUACAGGGUUCCCUGGAGUUUGACGAUGCCGGCGGUGAAGGUGUGACCAACCACAUGGAUGAUGAGUAUCGAUGGGCAGGGGUUGAGGAUCCCAAGGUCAUGAUCACUACUUCCCGAGAUCCCAGUUCCCGCCUCAAGAUGUUUGCAAAGGAGCUAAAGUUGGUGUUCCCAGGCGCCCAGCGCAUGAACCGUGGCCGGCAUGAGGUAGGGGCGCUGGUGCGAGCCUGCAAAGCCAACGGGGUCACUGACCUGCUGGUCGUCCACGAGCAUCGAGGCACACCUGUGGGGCUCAUUGUCAGCCACCUGCCCUUUGGCCCAACCGCAUAUUUCACACUGUGCAACGUGGUCAUGCGGCAUGACAUCCCCGACCUGGGCACUGCGUCGGAGGCCAAGCCUCAUCUGAUUAUGCAUGGCUUCUCCUCCCGCCUGGGUAAGCGGGUCUCCGACAUACUCCGCUACCUGUUCCCUGUGCCCAAAGAUGACAGCCGCCGGGUCAUCACCUUCGCCAACCAGCACGACUACAUCUCCUUCCGGCACCAUGUGUACAAGAAGACCAACCACCGCAAUGUGGAGCUGACCGAGGUUGGGCCUCGCUUUGAGCUGAAGUUGUACAUGAUCCGUCUGGGCACGCUGGAACAGGAGGCCACAGCAGACGUGGAGUGGCGCUGGCACCCCUACACCAACACUGCACACAAGCGGGUCUUCCUGAGUGCCGAGUGAGCCCACUCACCAGUCAGGAUGUGGACCUGGACCCGGGAGCUGGGGAGAGGAAACAUCCUGACCAGGUCCGCCUGUAAAUGACUGCAGGGAGGAAGAAAUUAACACAUCCUCUCCAGAGGCUGAUGGGAACCAGGAAGUGUUUGAUUUUACUUCCUCCUCUUUUAGUAUAAAAGGAGCCUGAAUUCUAACUCAGGCAAGAUGUUUCUUCGGGGCACGAGCCCACCAUCUUCUCGGUUUGCUGGCUUUCCAAAUAAAGUCUUAUUCCUUGUCCCAACAA
Molecule: messenger RNA, 1382 nt
Organism: Balaenoptera ricei (Rice's whale)
Lineage: Eukaryota; Metazoa; Chordata; Mammalia; Artiodactyla; Balaenopteridae
Gene: IMP4
Product: IMP U3 small nucleolar ribonucleoprotein 4
Exons: 11
Coding region: 230-1105 (291 amino acids)
Biological process (GO): rRNA processing
Cellular component (GO): nucleolus; small-subunit processome; Mpp10 complex
Molecular function (GO): rRNA primary transcript binding; snoRNA binding
Source: RefSeq, a predicted model, not a curated record